CGAACCGAGUCUCCAACCGAGGAAGAGGGAGAUUUACCGCCCAAAUUUGUAAAUUUGUAAUAGGGCGAAAACUCCCGCUAAAAUUUCACAGAUUUCUUGCCCCCUUCUUCAAUUGGGUCUCUUCUCUCCCAUUUUGAUAUCGAAAGCAGAGACCUUUCAGGCAUUCGCAUCUCGCCCUCUCUCCUUGAUCUUCUUCUUUGUCCCCACCGAUCGGUUCGUUUCAGGUGGACGAACUCCGAGUUAUAGCUGCGUUUUUUGCUGUUCUUUUGGAUUAUUUCGUCUCCAGCUGAGGGUUUCCUCGCAGGGAGAACAUGAUGGACAUUGCUCACUUGGAAAAGAUGGGAAGAGAGCUCAAGUGCCCAAUUUGCUUGAGCCUCCUGAAAGAUGCAGUUACGCUUGCCUGCAAUCAUGUCUUCUGCAACUCAUGCAUUGUGGAAUCAAUGAAGUCCGUCUCUUCUUGUCCAGUAUGCAAAGUGCCAUUUCGGCGCAGAGAGGUCCGACCUGCUCCGCAUAUGGAUAACUUAGUAAGCAUCUACAAAAGCAUGGAAGCUGCUUCAGGAUUUAAUAUAUCCACAUCGCAAGUAUCCCCUCCCAAAAAUGCUGAGAAGCCUUCUCAAGUAGCUGAUUAUAAAAAAACUAAUGCAUUAGAGAGUACUAUGAUGUCGCAAUCAAGUUCUAAGGGUAAGAGGUUAUCUAGAGGAAAGAGAAAGACAAUGGAGAAGGUUGAUUCUAUAACUUCUAAUCCAUGCCCGCCAACCAGGCCUUCCUUUUCAUCCAAUAAAAGAAUACACGUGACACCAUACCCCAUUUCUGAAACUCCAAUAUCACAAAAAAGGGCCAAUAAGUUGGUAGUUUCAACCAAUGAAGAUACAAAUAUAAUUGAGUUACAGGAUACCAAUGAUCUAGCUUACAAAGGGCUGGAAGAUUCUACGUUACAACCAUUCUUUUGGUUGAGAGAAGCAAAUGAUGAGGAUGAAGGUUUAGAAAGGACAAUUACCCCAGAAAUGACCAGUUUAACAACACCCAAAAGUGUUCCAUGUUUUAGUGAUAUCAAGGAUUCUGACGAUGACAGUACUCCUAAGAAACUGACCCCCAUGAGCAAGGCUGCAGCUCAAGAAGCUUUUGAUAGCGAAAUGUUUGAAUGGACUCAAAGGGCUUGCUCACCUGAGCUCUUUUCAACACCACCAAAGAAACAGAAAGCAGGAGGAAAAAGAUUCAGCGGGUUUCAGGAAGAUAAAUGUGGAGAAAGAUUCCCUGCCAAUAACAACUAUGCUAGAGAUCUUGAGAGUUCAAAGCCAUGUCAACUUGAUGAGCGUAAUAAAACCACAAGAAAUACAUGUAAGAAGAAAGGGACAUUAAAAAAGAGACGCAAGCAAAAUAAAGAAAAGACAGUGGAGGCAUAUACUCACGAAACUGCUACCAUUUCCUUGAAUGAAGAUCAUCAGUUUGGCUCUAAUGAAAUAGUUGAAGGCUCAAGUCAGGAGAAAGAGCCUUCAAAACAGAUAUCUCUUUUAAGAUCCAAAAGGAAAGUUUAUAAUAGUCAUAAAUUCAAUUUACUUCAACCCAAAGCCCGCGUAAAAAGGCGGUUGAAAGAAUUCAAUGGAUGUGCUGAAGUGAAUAAACAGCUUCCUGCUAAAGCUGCCGAAGAAAUCCAGAACCAAGAGAUUAAAGAUGAGUCUAUGACAUUAGCAAGCCAUGGUAAGUCGAUGGAAGUUGUGGAUGUAAUGACAAAAGGCCAGAAAAGAAGCAAGAAAGUUUCAUUCAAAUCACCAAAACUGAUCAAGAGAUUGUCUUUAGAUUGUGUUGAAUUAAAAAAAGCUGAUGCUAAUAUUCUGAGCAAUCCUAGUAAAGAUAAAACAACAAAUAAUGAAAUCGAGAAAGCAAAUUCUAGGCUUCAGUUAUUAUCUUGUAAACAGAAUGACGGUUGUAGAACCAGAGUAAAUCAAAAUAUCCAGAUGGGUGUUGUAAGGAAAGGUAAACAGAGAAGGCCGCAUAUGCAAGAUGUUGACGAUUUAUCAUCAAUGGUUUCUCACAAAAAACAACAUUCUUCCACAAACAAUCUUAUGCCAGACAUUCAGACUUGUAUGAAUCUACAGAAAUGUUGUCUUUCAUCAAGAAGCAAGGAACUUCCUCACCCUACCAUGAAUGAAGUUACAAGAAUAUGCAAAAAUAUUCAUUCCCCAAUUAGAUGCGCUUUCUGUCACUCUUCUAAUGAUUUAGAGAACUUGCAGGUUUCUGGAGAAAUGAUGCACUAUUGUGAUGGGAAAUCUGUUGAUGAGGAUCAUAAUGGAGGAGUUAAUGUUAUUCAUUCUCAUAAGAACUGCACUGAAUGGGCUCCUGAUGUAUACUUCGAAGAAGAUUUGGUUAUCAAUCUCUCAACGGAAUUAUCAAGAAGUAGAAGGAUCACAUGCAGCUGCUGUGGCAUCAAAGGAGCUGCUCUUGGAUGCUUUGAGAAGAGCUGUCGACGAAGCUUCCACUACCCUUGUGCUAAACAGACUCCAGAAUGCCGCUGGGAUUAUGAAAACUUUGUGAUGCUGUGUCCUUUGCAUUCAUCAUCCAAAUUGCCAAGUGAGAUGUCUGAAUUGCAAAAGCUGAGCAUAAAAGCGUCUGCAUCAAAAGGAAAAACACAGCUCAAGACGACUAAUGAUAAGAAUAGCUUGUGGGCGUGGCCUGCUGGAUUGCCUUGCAAGUGGGUCCUUUGCUCCUCCGGCCUUUCUGGAGCUGAGAAGGAAAUAUUAUCAGAGUUUGCAAGGUUGACAGGCAUAUCUAUAUCAAAAGCGUGGAGUUCAGCGGUUACUCAUGUGAUUGCAUCAACUGAUGAUAAUGGAUCAUGCAAAAGAACUUUAAAGUUUCUGAUGGGUAUUCUCUGUGGAAAGUGGAUAUUAAGCAUUAAGUGGAUUAAAGCUUGCAUGAAGUUCAUGAAACCAGUUGAUGAAGAAAAAUAUGAAAUCACCGUUGAUGUCCACGGAAUUCACAAUGGACCACGGAAUGGACGAAUGAGGAUUAUUAACAAGGAGCCAAAGCUUUUCAGUGGAUUUUGUUUCUAUUUCUCUGGGGACUUUGUGGCUUCCUUCAAGGGCUAUUUGCAGGAUUUGAUUACAGAAGCAGGAGGAAAGGUGUUACAGCGCAGGCCGAUUUCAAGAGAACUUACGAAGCAAUUGGAUGAUUCUUCCGACACGACCUUCAUUGUGUACAGCCUUGAGCUUCCUGAGAACAACAGAAGAAAUCAGAAUGCAAAAGUUUUAGACCACAGGAAAGCUGAAGCAAUAGCUCUUGCUGAAGAUUGUGGAGCUAAAGUUGUGACAAACUCCUGGAUUUUAGACUCCAUUGCUGCCUCAACUUUGCAGGUUCUGCCAAGCUGAAUUACUGAUGAUUCAAAGAACCCUACAAUGUUUACAAAGCAGAUUUUUUCUUGUGUUUUAUAAAAAAAGGUUAGCACUUGUGGACUAGGGAACUGUGCUGAGCUUUAUUUUAUGGUUUGGUACUGUUUAUAAUGAAUAUGUAGAACAAUAAAC
Phalaenopsis equestris is the source of this 3515-nucleotide messenger RNA. RefSeq names its product protein BREAST CANCER SUSCEPTIBILITY 1 homolog. The transcript is spliced from 14 exons. Gene Ontology annotation, cellular component: BRCA1-BARD1 complex; plasma membrane; BRCA1-A complex. Gene Ontology annotation, molecular function: ubiquitin-protein transferase activity. The record is from RefSeq and is a predicted model, not a curated record. Bases 312 to 3362 code for a protein of 1016 amino acids. Gene Ontology annotation, biological process: negative regulation of fatty acid biosynthetic process; positive regulation of transcription by RNA polymerase II; double-strand break repair via homologous recombination. NCBI's taxonomy places the organism in Eukaryota, Viridiplantae, Streptophyta, Magnoliopsida, Asparagales, Orchidaceae.